AUGAGCUGGACCCAUUUUCUAUAUUUCUUUCUUUUUUCUUUCUUUCUUUCUCCUCGCUGUGUGAAGACUUUGGUUCUGCAAUUAAGAGAAACUUUUUCUUUCCUUUUUUGUUUUUAUUCUACCUUACACAAAUUCUUCCUUUUCUUUUUUGCCUUCUCUGCUUAUAUUCAACGAUUUGUCUUUCUUUCUUUCUUUCUUUCUUCAAUUCUUUCUUUCUUUCAUUCUUCAAUUCUUUCUUCUUCGUUCCCUUCUUUCUGCGUUCCUUUCUUCGUUUCUUCGUUUCUUUCUUUCUUUCUUUCUUUCUUUCUUUCUUCAAUUCUUUCCUUCUUCGGUCCUUUCUUUCUUUCUGCGUUCCUUUCUUCGUUUCUUUCUUUCUUUCUUUCUUUCUUUCUUUCUUCAUUUCUUUCCUUCUUCGUUUCUUUCUUUCUUUCUUUCUUUCUUCAAUUCUUUCUUUCAUUCUUCAAUUCCUUCCUUCUUUCUUUCUUUCUGCGUUCCUUUCUUCGUUUCUUUAUUUCUUUCUUUCUUUCUUUCUUCAAUUCUUUCCUUCUUCGGUCCUUUUUUUCUUUCUGCGUUCCCUUCUUCGUUUCUUUCUUUCUUCCUUCUUUCUUUCAUUCUUCCUUCUUUCUUUCAUUCUUCAUUUCUUUCCUUCUUCGUUCCAUUCUUUCUCUCUGCGUUCCUUUCUUCGUUUCUUUCUUUCUUCAAUUCUUUCUUUCAUGCUUCAAUUCAUUCCUUCUUCCUUUCUUUCUUUCUUUCUUUCUUUCUUUCUUUCUUUCUUUCUUUCUACGUUCCUUUCUUCGUUUCUUUCUUUCUUUAAUUCUUUCUUUCCUUCUUCAAUUCAUUCCUUCUUCGUUCCUUUCUUUCUUUCUGCGUUCUUUUCUGCGUUCCUGUCUUCGUUUCUUUCUUCAUUUUAUCUCAGCUAAAAUAUCUUUGAUUCUUCUUUAUUCUCUUUGCUAG
Molecule: messenger RNA, 954 nt
Organism: Acanthosepion pharaonis
Lineage: Eukaryota; Metazoa; Mollusca; Cephalopoda; Sepiida; Sepiidae
Source: the annotation of a GenBank genome assembly